Molecule: messenger RNA, 612 nt
Organism: Meleagris gallopavo (turkey)
Lineage: Eukaryota; Metazoa; Chordata; Aves; Galliformes; Phasianidae
Source: RefSeq, a predicted model, not a curated record
AUGGCCAUUUCCUCUGUGAUUACCUUCCACUACGCACUAGAGGAGGGAUAUAAAACACCUGCAGGUGGAGUGAAUGGCUUGACUGGAGAACUAGAAUUUGCAGAAAAUGGGGGGAAUCCCAAUGUUCACUUUGAAAUUUUGGGGACAAAUUAUGGAGAAGAUCUUGGCAGAGGCAUUCGCAAGGUUGUGGAGACUAAUUUGGUUGCUUUUGACUGUCACUGGAUCAUUAUAAAUGAGGAAAUCAGUGAUUUGGAUGUGCAAGAACUGGUGAGAAGGUCAAUUGGAAGGUUAACAAUUAUUCGACAGACAUUUCCUGUCCCUCAAAACAUAAGUCAGCGCUGUUUCCGUGGCAACCACAGAAUAUCUUCAUCACUGUGUGAUCCAAAGGACCCUUUCUCCCAAAGCAUGGAGAUUUCCAAUCUGUACAUAUAUGACACUGUCCUUCUGCUAGCAAAUGCCUUUCAUAAGAAGCUAGAGGAUAGGAAGUGGCACAGCAUGGCCAGCCUGACAUGCAUUAGGAAGAACUCAAAGCCCUGGCAAGGAGGACGAUCCAUGUUGGAAACCAUCAAGAAGGUACCUUUUUCUGUACUUCAUCAUCAUUGAUUUUUUAAA